Truncatella angustata is the source of this 1771-nucleotide messenger RNA. RefSeq names its product putative peroxisomal membrane protein Pex3. The coding region runs from base 266 to 1771 and encodes 501 amino acids. Gene Ontology annotation, molecular function: protein-macromolecule adaptor activity. Gene Ontology annotation, cellular component: peroxisomal membrane. The transcript is spliced from 4 exons. The record is from RefSeq and is a predicted model, not a curated record. NCBI's taxonomy places the organism in Eukaryota, Fungi, Ascomycota, Sordariomycetes, Amphisphaeriales, Sporocadaceae. Gene Ontology annotation, biological process: protein import into peroxisome membrane.
GUUGCGUUCUAUGGACUCCUCGGACGUUCAGUUGGGUGUUAACUUGAGCCGCUGCAAGUACCCAAUCGGUUUGGUAUGAAGCUAUCUGAAAAGGGCUGGGGGCCAAAUACUAUUGUGUACUUACUGAAGCUCCACGGCUAUAUCCCAGACGCGCGCAACCUUCCUCCAACCCAAUAACCACAACUCGCUACAUUUGUUUUUCUAAAACUGCACGUGUGCAAGGGGUGAAAGGCGAUCUAUUCGUCUAACAGAACCGCCUGCAAAUAUGUUGUCCGCCACCCGGAGAUGGUUCCAGCGCAAUCGGAUCCCCAUCGCCAUAGGAGUCGGCGUCAUAGGCGCCGGCUAUAUGGCGACGCAGUAUGUCUUGGCCAAGAUCAACGAUGCGCGCGAGCGCAUGAGUAGCGAUCGAAUCGCAAAGGAGAAUCUCCGCCGCCGCUUCGAACAGAACCAAGAGGACUGCACCUUUACCGUGCUGGCAUUGUUACCAACAGCCACCACGAACCUGCUCGAGACCAUGAACACGGAAAAGAUCACCUUGGAGAUACAACAAAUGAAGGGCGUGAAGAACGCAAGGAGUGUAGACUCUUCGGCGACGCCGCCGAGUAUUGCAGACACCACGUUGACCGAAGAGGAGGGCAGGAGUACGGUGAGCCUCCAGAGCGAGAGCGGUGUCCAUGCGAGCCAGGCCGCACUGCCAUCACCGUCCGCCGUAGGCGAUGGCCCACAAGAUGGCGGACAACCCACACCCAGUGCGCAGAGGUCCAGAAGAACUAAGAGGCAGCUGUGGGACGACCUGACUAUUAGCUCAAUAACGCGCGCCUUUACUCUUAUAUACACGCUUGCUCUUCUCACGCUGCUCACGCGAAUCCAACUCAACCUCCUCGGUCGUCGUAGCUACCUCUCCAGCGUCAUCUCGCUCGCGACUGGGACAGGACAGUCGACAAUCAGCCUGGAGAACAACGAUGACGACAACGCAGAGCAAUCGUACGGAAACGAUUUUGACACCAACAGGAAAUACCUGACCUUCAGCUGGUGGUUACUAAACAGGGGCUGGGUCGAUAUCAUGAACCGGGUAGAGGAGGCACUGUCUCUUGAGGUGCGCAGGAAGGUCGAGGGCCCGACUGAGGGCUCAAAGUGGCUUUCCUUGUUACUUCCGCCGCAUGACCAAGAAACCUUUGUUUUGAGAGAGUCUGGAGUGCUGGGCGACAGUGCUGCCGCAGAGACGGCAACGGGGGCGUCAACAACGCCUGCGCCCACCCCGAACCCCUUGCGUCGCAUGCUCGACGAGACUUCCGACCUGAUCGAGUCACCCGCCUUCAGCCAUGUGUUGACACGGCUUCUCGAUGCUGGCUUCUCCGUCUUGCUGAACGGAAAGCUUCUGCAGGGUGCGUUCGAACAACAGCCGACUAGCGCCAGCAUCCCGGAGCUGGAGGAGGAGCAAAUGUCCAAGGUCGUCCUGCUACCGAAGAUCUUGUCCGUACUCACCAGGCAGGCGCACGUGAUUGGCAAUGGGAUGCCCAACGAAUACCUGCAGGAGAUGGAGGGCGUGAGAGAUCUGGAGGCUUUUGCCGCCGUGGUGUACUCGAGUAACUGGGAGAACGAAAUUCACCCUGACGAGGGCUUUGCAAACCUUGUCAAGCCAGAAUCCAACGUCCCGGUUGGAAGUAUCCCCCUGACCCAGGUUUCCGAGAGCGUGGUAAUGGUUGACCGCGACGUGCCAACGCAGUCCACCUUCGAGAGUGUUUGGGACAAGGCGUCUCAACAAUCAUAA